AUGGCACCAUGCCCCGGGCCUGAGCGCCUCGCGGCCUCACCUGUCUGGAUGGCUUCGGAUGGCAGCGCACGAACCUUGGAGGUUGAUCAGCACCCAGUGCGAUCAGCAGCAGCCGAAGGCAUGCGCAGCCGUGGAGCUGUCGGCAAUCCCAAAAGGUCCGGCGGCUCUGCAUUUAUGCUGAAUGGCCUUUUGCUAGUUACAGUGGUGAUCUUUGGCUGCGCAAACAUCAUCUCCAAGCAGAUUGCAGCUCAGCCGCUGAAGCGUUACAGUUAUGUGCUGACACUGGCCGUGCAGAUCGCGUACCUGCCGCUGUACUGGUCAAUCCUCGGGAUUUUGGUGCUGGUUGGCGCAGUCCCGCUGGAGCAGUUUCGCUUUGUUUGGCAGCGGCAUGGAUCUAGUGCCCCUGGUUUGGCUUUCUUCGCAGCUUCUGCACUGGGAGAUGCCCUGGGCGACGGCAUCCAUGCGAUCUGCACGGACCAUAUAAGUGGGCCUCUUCAAAGCCUCGCGAACUCCUUCAUCUCGAUUUUUAUCGCCAUCCUCUCCAUGUGUGUCUUUCAAGAGCGCUACUCUCUGAUGCAGUGCUUGGCUCUUUUGGCGGUGCUUUCGGCUGUGGUGCUGGGUUUCCUCCCGUCGCUGGAGGGCCAGAGCACAAACACCCAGCCCGCGUUCGCCAUCAUUUUUGCAGGCAGCUGCUUCUUUUAUGCCGUCUCCUUUGUGAUCAAGGAGCUCAUGUUCAAGCGCUUCCAGGCUUGGCAGGGAGCUCCUCAUCCUGGCGGAGCUGGAAGCAGUGAAACUGGAAGCGGCCUGAACAUCUUCGUCAUGAACGCUCACCUGGCAGUCUUCCAGCUUCCUCUGACGGUUCUGCUGCUGCCACUCAACGAGCUCAUGAAGCAGACGAAUGGCGAAGGUGUUGUGGCCUUUUCAAAGGAAGCCUUUACCUGCGUCUUUGUUGGCAGCUGCGGGCCAGACUCCAACCAUGGAGAGCUUGCAGGACUUUGUGUGGCCAUUUACGUGGUGUUCAACGUCCUCUGGAACCUGAACAUCGUUCUGGCCGUGAAGCAUGCAGGUGCGCUGGCCACUAACAUCGCCCUGAAGGCGGUGUUCCCUGUGUCGACUGUCCUCUUUGCCUAUGUCGACUGGCCCUUGCUCGGGCAAACAAGCCUCUCUUGGCUUGUAUGGCUCUCCAUCCUCAUCUUGCUGCCCGCCAUUGCGCUGUAUCAAUACGCGACGGACCUCCAGGUGCAGCGCGCUCGGGCGACCUGCUGCUGGCCCCUCUUCGCUGGCCCCUCCUCCUCCUCUCCUCCGCUGCUGCCUUCGCCUUCGCAGUGA
Messenger RNA from Symbiodinium sp. CCMP2592, 1329 nucleotides. The record is from the annotation of a GenBank genome assembly. Lineage: Eukaryota; Dinophyceae; Suessiales; Symbiodiniaceae.